Molecule: messenger RNA, 1738 nt
Organism: Zea mays
Lineage: Eukaryota; Viridiplantae; Streptophyta; Magnoliopsida; Poales; Poaceae
Exons: 12
Coding region: 358-1467 (369 amino acids)
Biological process (GO): trehalose biosynthetic process
Molecular function (GO): trehalose-phosphatase activity
Source: RefSeq, marked validated
GUUCUCCUCUUCCUCUCUCUCUCUUCUCUCUCUCUCUCUACGGAUUGCCUCACACGCAUCUCGCGUGCAAUUCAAGCGAAACUUUCUGAAUAUCAAAGUGGCAUAGAGCUCCACUUUUAUGGCCAUCCCUAUGAAGGCCUCUCCGGGUUCCUGAUAUAGAUGUUUCCUUGUUCUGAACAUGAAAAGUUCUCAGGUACUCCGCCGUUGAUGAACUGCCUCCACACCUGCGGCGACAAGAAGACGCUGAAGAAGUGGUUUUUCAUCGACAAGACAGUAGGCUAAAUCCAGUCCCAGAGAACAAAUUGAAGCACCACUCCCCACCGCACAGCAGCACAGCUCUUCUCUUCACCGAUCCCGAUGGAUAUGGGCAGCGGCUCGUCACCUGUCAUCACCGAUCCGAUAUCGAUAAGCCCACCGCUGCUGGGAGGCUUGACGUCGAACCUGAUGCCGUUCUCGGUCAUGUCCGGAGGCUGCUCCUCCAGUCCUAGCAUGAGCGCCAGCAGCAGGCGUAAAAUCGAGGAGGUCCUUGUCAAUGGCCUGCUAGACGCGAUGAAAUCGUCGUCGCCUCGCAAGAAGCACAACCUCGCCUUCGGACAGGAUAAUUCGCCCGACGAAGAUCCUGCUUACACUGCAUGGCUGUCAAAAUGCCCUUCUGCGCUGGCCUCCUUCAAGCAGAUAGUAGCCAACGCACAGGGCAGGAGGAUCGCUGUGUUCUUGGAUUACGACGGCACCCUGUCGCCGAUCGUCGACGAUCCCGACAAAGCGUUCAUGUCCCCUGUGAUGAGAGCUGCUGUUAGAAAUGUCGCGAAGUACUUCCCUACCGCGAUUGUCAGCGGAAGGUCCCGUAAGAAGGUGUUUGAAUUUGUAAAACUGACGGAACUGUACUACGCUGGUAGUCACGGGAUGGACAUAGUGACAUCUGCAGCAGCACAUGCUACUGAAAAGUGCAAAGAAGCCAAUCUCUUCCAACCUGCUUGCGAGUUUCUCCCUAUGAUUAAUGAGGUUUCCAAGUGCCUCGUGGAGGUCACGAGUUCAAUUGAAGGUGCAAGAGUUGAGAACAACAAGUUCUGUGUAUCUGUACAUUACCGCAACGUAGCAGAGAAGGACUGGAAAGUGGUCGCAGGACUCGUGAAACAAGUCUUGGAGGCCUUCCCUCGUCUCAAAGUAACCAACGGGCGAAUGGUUUUAGAGGUUCGCCCGGUGAUCGACUGGGACAAGGGAAAGGCUGUCGAGUUCCUGCUUCGGUCGCUCGGCCUAAGCGACUCCGAAGAUGUGGUUCCUAUCUACAUCGGAGACGAUCGAACAGACGAAGACGCCUUCAAGGUACUGCGAGAGCGAAGCUGUGGAUACGGAAUCCUAGUCUCGCAGGUGCCCAAGGACACUGAAGCCUUCUACUCGCUGAGAGACCCGUCUGAAGUGAUGGGGUUCCUCAAUUCCUUGGUGAGAUGGAAGAAGCACCCGCUGUGACGCAACUGAAAACACAACGACUGAUUCAGAAGCCGUAAAGCGACUGUACUUCGUGCGGCGGCAAUUUUGUAGAGUUUUUGGCUCACCGGGUGGCUCAUUCUUUCAUGCGUUUUUAUUUUUUAUUUUUUUAACUGUCACAGUCCUUCGUCACUGAGAAAUAACAAGUGGUUGUCCCACACCCUCUUGCAACUGUAAUCUGUAAGCAAGAGGCCCUCCCUGUUCGGUCUAUAUAUAUAUAUUGAAUAAAACCGGGACGCUUUUGCCUUGCCCU